Girardinichthys multiradiatus is the source of this 7775-nucleotide messenger RNA. It is a transcript of the gene pomgnt2, whose product is annotated as protein O-linked mannose N-acetylglucosaminyltransferase 2 (beta 1,4-). The coding region runs from base 404 to 2212 and encodes 602 amino acids. Gene Ontology annotation, molecular function: protein binding; protein O-acetylglucosaminyltransferase activity. The record is from RefSeq and is a predicted model, not a curated record. The transcript has 2 exons. Gene Ontology annotation, biological process: protein O-linked glycosylation via mannose. NCBI's taxonomy places the organism in Eukaryota, Metazoa, Chordata, Actinopteri, Cyprinodontiformes, Goodeidae. Gene Ontology annotation, cellular component: endoplasmic reticulum.
AUGUCCAGCGGAGCUUCCUGUGGAGCUCCGCUAGAUACAGCGUCUGCACUCAGACUCCUGUCGCUUUUCCGAGCAUCUCUGCAGCCCGUAUUUCUGUCUCUAUUUUCCUAAUAGCCCGGCCGGCCGGGACCCGCUGCAGGGUCAGUGUCGUGGGUCUCUGUGACUGAACAAGCCGGUGUUUCCCCCCCUGUUUUCCGGGGUUCUCCUUUCUUCAGGUGGGGGUUCUAGACUGAAGAGCUGAUUGAUGCCUGAAUGAGCUAACCUCCGGACUGUCCUCACAGAGCCGCACAGGCAGCAGUGUCUCUGGGGCUGCAGGUCAUUGCUUGGCAGUUCAUGUUGUCUCGCCCCCACCGAAGUUGGAGGCCAGUUGGAGUUGGGCAGCAGGUCCUCAGCAGAUGCAGUGAUGCGGGCUUCAGCGGCAGGCUGCAGGAUGAGCUUGGGUGCGCUCCUUAAUGGGUUGCUGGUUUCUGUGGUUGCGGCUCUGCUUUGGAAGUACUCCAAACUGAGUGAGCAUGUUGCCUUGCUGGAGGAGGAGCUGCAUAUGACACAGCAGUCCCAGGAGCUCUCUCAGGCCCGCAUCGACUACCACGUCGCCCUGCAGGCUCUCCAGGAACAUGGCACCCGCAUGGUGUGCACUGGCAAGAUGCACACUGACCGCAUCUGCCGCUUUGACUAUCUGUGCUACUCCACCGAGGCAGAGGAGUUUGUGUUUUUCCACUCCAACUCCUCCAUCAUGCUGCCUAACCUUGGAUCCAGGCGCUUUCAACCUGCCCUGCUGGAUUUGUCCUCGGUAGAGGAUCACAACACCCAAUAUUUCAACUUUUUAGAUCUCCCAGUGGCAGCUUUAAAGUUCAUGCCCAAACCCGUGUUUGUACCAGAUGUGACUCUGAUCCUCAACAGAUUUAAUCCUGAUAACCUAAUGCAUGUAUUCCAUGAUGACCUUCUUCCAGCCUUCUUUACCAUGAAGCAGUACUCAGACUUAGAUGAUGAGGCUCGUCUCGUGUUCAUGGAAGGAUGGGGUGAAGGGCCACACUUUGACCUCUAUCGACUUCUCAGCAGCAAGCAGCCACUUCUCAAAGAACAGCUGAGGAACUUUGGAAAGCUAAUGUGUUUUACUAAAUCUUACAUUGGUUUGUCCAAAAUGACAACCUGGUACCAGUAUGGGUUUGUUCAGCCACAGGGGCCCAAAGCCAACAUUUUGGUCUCAGGGAAUGAGAUCAGGCAGUUUGCUAAGGCUCUGAUGGAGAAAAUGAAUAUAACAAGGGUGGAGGAGGCAGAGAGGGAUGGAGGAAGUUCAGAGCAAGAGAGGGAGAGAGACAAGAAGGAUGAAUACAUCGCUGUGUUUAGUCGCUCAACAACAAGGUUAAUACUAAAUGAAGCAGAGCUAAUAAUGGCCUUAGCCCAGGAGUUCCAGAUGAGAGUAGUCACAGUAUCCUUGGAAGAACAGUCUUUUCCGAGUAUCAUCCAGGUGAUCAGUGCCGCCUCCAUGUUGGUCAGCAUGCAUGGAGCUCAGCUUAUCACCUCGAUGUUCCUCCCCAGAGGUGCAACUGUGGUAGAGCUAUUCCCGUUUGCUGUGAACCCAGAGCAGUACACCCCAUAUAGAACCCUCGCCUCCCUUCCAGGCAUGGACCUUCACUACACCAGUUGGAGAAACUCUAUGGAAGAAAAAACUGUCACCCAUCCAGACAGACCAUGGGAACAAGGUGGUAUUGUCCACUUAGAAAAAGAGGAGCAGCAACGCAUCAUGGCGAGCAUGGACGUCCCUAGGCACCUGUGCUGCCGUAACCCGGAGUGGCUUUUCCGAAUCUACCAGGAUACUUUGGUCGAUAUUCCAUCGUUCCUCAAGGUCCUCAGAGACGACAUGAAAAAUAAACCAAACCUGAAGAAAACAAAGAUAGCCAACACGGUCCACCCUGGCCGGGUCAGAGAAGCCCACUGUCAGACAUCAGUACAAACCCCUCAUGAGGCCAGACUUACAGUCUCUUGGCAGAUCCCGUGGAAUCUGAAGUACCUGAAGGUGAGAGAGGUGAAGUACGAGGUGUGGAUCCAGGAGCAGGGAGAAAACACCUACAUGCCUUAUAUCCUUCCUCAACAGAACUACACUUUCUCUGAGAACAUAAAGCCCUUUACUACCUACCUGGUGUGGGUGAGGUGCAUCUUCAACAAGAACCUUUUAGGCCCAUUUGCAGAUGUUCUAACAUGUCGGACCUAAUGAACACAGGGCCACCUUAUUGCUUUCCUACUUUCUCAUUGGAAGUGACUGCUUGAUUACAUUUUGACCAGUCUUGGUAAAUAAACAGUAUUAAACAAAUCUUUGCAGUUCCAGGGCAGACAUCGUGACACACUGGCUUCUGAAGGACUGCUAAAGACAGAGGAGGGUUGCUCCUCUACUACUGUUGAUGAGGACUUAAAAGGUUAUUUCUUACACCUUCAAGCACAUUCUCCAAUGAUACUACAAGAACUUAAGUGAGCAGAUGUAUUUAUGAGAAGAAUAUUAUGAGAUUUUAGGACAAGUCUAAACACUGGAUUCUACCUUUUAGAAUAUGCAAUGUAGCUUUUGUGCGAUAGACGAGAAAGAUUAUAUAACCCCAGUGCUAAUAAUGUUGGGACGUUGUUGUUCAACCUAUAUGCAAAUGAACAUACCAUAAAGACAAGAUAUUUAAUGUUGAAACUGAUAAUCUUUAUUGUUUUUUGCAAAUAUUCAGUCAUGUUGAAUUUGAUUCUUGCAACACAGUUGGGACAGGGGCCUGUUUACCUCUGUGUUACAUCAUCUUUCCUUAACAACACUCGGUGAGGUUUGGGAACUGAGGACAGUAACUGUUGAAGCUUUGUAGGUGGAAACCUUUCCCAUUCUUGCUUGAUGAACAACUUCAGUUGCUCAACAGUCCGAAGUCUCUGUUGUCAUAUUUUGUGCUUCAUAAUGCACCAAACGUUUAUAAUGGUAGACAGGUCUGGACUGCAGGCAGGUCAGUCUGGUAUCAGAACUCUUUUACUACAAAGCCACGCUGUUGUAACACGUCCAGAAUGUGGCUGGGCAUUGUGUCUUGCUGAAAUAAGCAGAACGUCCCUGAAAAAGACGUUGCUUGAAUGACAGCAGAUGUUGCUCCAAAACCUCACAGAUGGUCAAGUUACCCAUGAUGCCAUGGGCACUAACACACCUCCAUACCAUCACAGAUGCUGGCUUUUCAACUUUGGUCUAAUGACAAUCCAGAUAGUCCUUUUCAUCGUUGACCAGGAGAAAAUGACGUCCAUGAUUUAUAAAAACUAUUAAGAUGUGGGCUCGUCAGAACACUUUUCCUCUUUAGGUCAUUCUAUCUCAGAUGAGCUCGGGCCCAGAGAAGCUGGCGCUGUUCCUGUUGAUGUUCUGUUAGGGUUUUAUCUUGCGCUUGUAGAUGUAGCGACGAACUGAGUUAACUGGCGAUAGUUUCCUGAGGAGUUCCUGAGCCCAUGUGGUAAUAUCUGUUACAGAAUGAUGUCUGUCUGUAAUGCAGCACCUUCUAAGAGAUCAAAGGUCACGGGCAUUCAGUGUUGGUUUUCUGCCUUGCUGCUUACGUGCAGAGAUUUCUCCAGAUUCUCUGAAUCUUUUGAUGAUAUUAUGGACUGUAGAUGAUGAAAUCCCUAAAUUCCUCACAGUUGUAAAUUGAGAAACAUUGUUCCCAAACUGUUGGAGCAUUUGCUCACACAGUUGUAACCUGUGGAAUGUUCCAAACAGGUUUUCUUUGAGCGUUUCUUAACUAUCCCAGUCUUUUGUUGUCGCUUUCCCAGCUUUUUUGAAACGUCUUGCAAGCAUCAAAUUCUAAAUGAGUGAAUAUUUGCAAAAAAAUAAAGUUUAACAGUUCAAACAUUAAAUCUCUUGUCUUUGUAGUUUAUUUGGGUGCAUAUGAAUUAAACAGGAUUUGCAACUUAUUCUGGUUUUUUAUGUUUUACGCAACGUCCCGACUUAAUUGGAAUUGGGGUUGUAGAUCAGCAAGGUUGUUAUAUUUUUCUGACUUAUCUUUAUUUCCCAACUAUCCAAUUCCAAAAACGUUUCAUUUACAUAACACAUCCAAAAUCAAGCUAUUCUAAAAAAUAUCAGCAACUCAUUAAAAUUUUAGAUUCCUACUGGGUUUAUCUUAUUAAAUAGGUUUUCCAAAUGGUUUGGAAGUGCACACAGUAAAUCCUACUAAAAGGUAUUUGGAAGAAGUUUCAUUAACAGGUUUUAGUGCAUGCCACAAAAAUCCUUAUUUUAGACUUGUUAAGCUUGUAUAUCUGUGAAGCACUGCCUAUUAUUAGGUUUAUUAUAUUCUAUUAAUAAUUUUCUUUGCCGUGAAAAAGCAUUUACCUUAUUACAGAUUUCGGCAUUUUCUGUGUCAUUUACAUUUUUCAGACCAUCAGACAAAUGUUUAUAUCAGACAAUAAUAACCAGAGUAUAUACAAAAUGCAGUCUGCAAGUGAUGAUUUUAAAAUCUAUCCAAACCAACCUGGCCCUAUGUGAACAAGUAAUUACCCCCUAAACCUAAGGACUGGUUAUUCCACCCUUAGCAGCAACAACUGCCAUCAAGUGUUUGAGGUAACUCGAAACGGGUCUUUUCCAUCACUGUAGAGGAACUUUGGUCAACUCUGCUUUGUAGAAAUAUGCUAAUUCAGCCACAUAAGAGGGUCUUUCAUUGUGAACAAUGAAAUACCACAGCAUCUUCAUUGGAUUUCAGUCCAGACUUUAGCUAGGCCACUCCAAAACCUUUUUUAACACGUUGGGAGGUGGACUUGCUGGUGUGUUUCGGACCAUAGUUCUACAGCAUUUGUCAAAUGCGCUUGAGCUCAAGAUCACACACUAAUGGACCUUCUCCUUCAGGAUUUUCUGCAAAAGAGCAAAAUUCAUUUUUUUCAUCAAUUACAGCAAAUCGUUCAGGUCCUGAGGCUGUAAAUCAGCCCUAGACCAUCACUCUACCACCACCGGGUUUUACUGUCAUUGUAAUGUUCUUAGAAUAGAAUAGAAUAGAAAAGAAUAGAAAAUAAAUAUCCUUUAAUGUCCCUCAGUGAGGAAAUUCAGAUAUACCAGCAGCAAAGUGACAGUCAAAAUGACAGCCUGCAGGCUCACACAAGGUAAAAUUUUAAAAACAAAAAUAAGAAAUAGUAAAAACAUCAUCAGACUAUUUUCAAAAAAUAGAAAAACCGCAGGGAUGUAAACACUUAUUGAGCUUGUUGGGAACAGUGAUGGUUACAACGUCCAACAGCUGCUGGGAGGAGGAUCUGGGAUAAUUCUCCUUUGUGCACCUAGGAUGCAUGAUGUAUAUAGCUGGACUUACUUUUGUUGGAUUGAGGGUUGUAGUUGCAUUUAGCAAUUGUUUUUUGUUGCGUCGGCAAGGGUGAUGGAGUCAGAAUCCCACAUAGCUGAAGCUGUAUGCGUUGUGGACUUUGCAGACAUUGAGGCAGAAGGUUUUUUAUUGCUGGUCUCAUCUGCUUGUCUCCAGAUGAGUGGAAUUAGUUAAAUAGUUUAAACCGUGCUGCAUUUGAUGAAAAGAUUCAAGAAUUGGUGGAUUUAAUUAAAAAUCUGACUACAGAGACUUAAUUUCAGAUUCAGAUUUAAUUGUUCUUGGUCAGCUUACCUUGUUGGUCAGCUUACCUUGUUGGAUCGGCGGAAAUUACAACUGGAAGCUAAAACAUAUUUUCAGCUACAGAUUAACCAUAAAAUAGCUCUUGAGGAAGAGAAUGCAUCAAAAGUUGAGCUCUCAGAACUGAAGAAACUGAAGCAGAGAUUGAAGUUCUGAAGACAUGUGUUAUCAGGGCGGCUGCACCCCAAAGGGAGAAAUCCCCACUUCCCAGGUAAAAUCCUUGCAUGAUCCCUCCAAGCGGCAGGUUCACUCAUAGCAAGAGACAGAUUCAGAAAACAGUUACGCAGUUUGUAACACAGAACCUAGAGCACAGUAUGUUUCCAAAGUUAGUACAAAGACUCCAAGUGUUGAACUUACCCAAGGUACUUCUACAGAUCCUAGGGCAAGUGUUGGAAGAUGGACUGAUUUCAGUGGUGCCCUGCCCCACCCUGUUGCUAUGGACAGUCAUGUAGAGGACCAGCUGUCAGACUUCCCAUCAAUGUCAACAGCCUGAUUUGUCAGAAGAUGGGUUAAACGGAUGUGGUCAGAUGGUCUUUGUACUCAUUUGUAUGGAACAUAGAGCUUCUUAAACCAGAUAGUCAGUAGUCAAAUUUUAACGAUUAGCUCAAACGCUGUCUCCUUGACCUGCCCUUUCUCCCUUCUCGUGAGAAACUGAAGCUCAUUUGAAAAACAACAGUUAAGAGUGUUCAUGUGUUCAUUGGAACUCUUCCCACAGAGAUUCAUGUAAAUUAUUCAGCUCCUUGUCAAGCUUUAAGAGAAGAGUAUUCUGUACACAUAGAUAAAUAACAAAAACACAAUCUAAAGCAAAGGGUAAUAUUGAUGGUAGAGUUUAGAGCCACCCCAAAGAAGUGAUCAUAAAGAAGGAGUUGGAGGUGUGUUGUUACUUUGGUAAUGGCGUACAUGGCAAACAGUCAUGGUGAGUCACUAAAAUCUGGAAACGGCUCUCAAAUUGAUCACAUCUAAUUUCUAAAACCCUCUAUCCUGUCUUAUCCUUUACGUUCUAAUCGUUUUCAUACUUAAGAUAUGAUGGUUGAACAGCAGUAUUAUGAUGGUGUGGAGAUUCUGAUUUGAACUUUAUGCUGGUUAAAUAAAGGUUAACUAAAAUAAAAUAAAGUCCUAUUGAGAUUAAAAACCUUUUUUUCAAGGGAGUGCUGGCCAAAGGCAGCAACAAGUAAAAUGCAAUUAUUGUUACACAGUUAAAAAGAAACAAUGAACUAUGUACAUGUUAUAUUAUACCGAAGCUUUAUUCUUUAACACAGCUGUCCUGGGUUCCAUUACUGACCCCGUACCCUAGUUAUGUCUUGAUUCUGCAGGUAUUCCUUCUAAUCAGGCUGUCAGUAUGGUUAAUCACAGUUAGUUCAGGAUUCACCAUGGUGGGCAAUUACUUUUUCACAUAAAGCCAGGUCAGUUUUAUAGUUUUUAUUUUUAUUAUUUUAGAAAAGCAUUUUGUAUUUACUCAGCUUAUAUUUGACUGUGUGAUACUGACAUUAGUUUGAUGAUUUGAAACAGAAAAAAACAAAAACAGAAGAAAUCUGUAGUGGGGCAAAUACUUACAGCAAUAUUUGUAAACUAUCAAACACUAAGCUAACUAUUUUCAUUAUUUGGCACAAAUCAGACUAAUAUCAGUUUUUAUGCGGUGUCGUUCCACCUAGCAGUAAUUAGUAUUAUGUCUCCAGUGUAUGCAACAUUUUGAUUGUAAUGACUAGGUGUUUCCUGCCUGGUGUGAAACACUUAAUGAAGGAGUAUACCUCCAAUGUGUACUGUCGCUUACCAACCCUGCAGGUUUUAUUCCUAACUUCAAGGUUACCUGUUAAGUUAUUUGUUAAUGAAGUGCAGUGCUGUGCUUCUCCUUUAUGUCAUUGAAUUAAAGAUGUCUGUGUGUUUGGUAGAUGGGACUUAGCAAGGUAGUUCUAUGAAAAGUUGGACAAAACACUGCCACCAGCAUCAUUUCUCUGUUGAAGUUCCUUUGGUCAGUGCAUGUUUAAGAGAUUCUCUGAAGACUCUCCUGCAAGUGCAGGUUAUGAUGGAUUAGAUAUUUAUCUGUGUUGGUUAGUUUUCUUUGUUCUCCUGCCACUCCUCUCUGUAUGUGCCGAGUAAAACCAGAAUGUCUGUUUUCUAUACUAGAAAUAGAUGGAUUUUUUUUUUCACGAAGUGUAAACCAAUAAAUAGUUAAUUGUUACAGUA